AUUAUGAGCUUCUGUAUAUAUGACUCAGACAUAGCUCUAUGUACUAACGAGCAAGUCGUUAUAUACAAUCUUGAAAACGAUGCAGAACAGACGAUCCGUUUACCUGAACUGCAAAUAGACAAAAAAAUUGAUUUACACAAUAACGUGAAUAUCGAAACGUUUCACACACUUACAAAUGUAACGUUUUCGAACGAUGGAAAGUAUUUUUUUGUCUGUACAAACCGUAAACAACUGUGUCUGUACGAAAGGAGGAAUCAGAAUCUUUUAUCGAAUCAAACGCUAGUAAGAGCUGCUAGCAAAGUACGAUUUACACCCAGUAAUGAUAUAGUUGUCGCUGAUAAAACUGGGGAUGCAUACUUAUUUCCGAGUAAUAAAUCCGAGAAUGGAAUACUGCUUUUGGGACAUUUAUCAAUGUUGCUAGAUGUAUUAGUUACAGAAGAUGAAAAGUACAUUAUUACCACAGAUAGAGACGAAAAAAUCAGAGUGUCCAUGUUUCCAAAUUCAUAUAAUAUAAUGUCCUACUGUUUAGGACAUAAAAAAUUUGUUACAAACAUUCUAGAAUUGCCUCAUGACAAAAGUAUUUUAGUAUCUUGUGGAGGAGAUGGUGUUUUUAUUCUGUGGGAUUAUGAAAAUGGAAAAGAACUAUUGUCUGUGGAUUUCUGCAAUAAAAUAUCUAAAAAUGAUAUUGACAACUUCAAUCAAAAGCUUCAGGAUUGCCACUUAGAUGAAACUGUGGAAAUUUUACCUGUUAAGCAUUUAAGACUCUCUGUACUUGAUACCACAUCAUCUUUGGUUGUGAUGAGUUUUUAUGAUAACUCAUUGUUACUAGCUUACAUCAUUAGUGGCACCAAAGACUCAAAAUUCAAAGCAACAUACAUUCAGUCCAUAAUUCUAGAUUGUGAGCCUACAGAAUGUCACUUCUAUGAGGGAAAUUUAUGGCUAUUAAAUGAAGCAGGAUUUCAAGUGUACAAAUUUGAACAAAACAAGUUCGUACUUAGUGAUGUAAUGAAUUUUAAAUUAAAUCGAUUAAAUAGUCUCUGGAAAACAUUGAGGAAAGAUUCUAUUAAGCAGAAUUUAUUUCCAAUAUUAUAUAAAAGAAAGUAUGAUAAUGUACAAGAAUAUUUGGAAAGAAAAAAAACGCGUUUAUCAACUACUCCUGAAUAA
This is a messenger RNA of Dufourea novaeangliae, 1164 nucleotides long. RefSeq names its product tRNA (guanine-N(7)-)-methyltransferase non-catalytic subunit wdr4 (gene wuho). Bases 4 to 1164 code for a protein of 386 amino acids. Gene Ontology annotation, cellular component: nucleus; tRNA methyltransferase complex; cytosol. NCBI's taxonomy places the organism in Eukaryota, Metazoa, Arthropoda, Insecta, Hymenoptera, Halictidae. The transcript has a single exon. The record is from RefSeq and is a predicted model, not a curated record. Gene Ontology annotation, molecular function: tRNA (guanine(46)-N7)-methyltransferase activity; protein binding. Gene Ontology annotation, biological process: RNA (guanine-N7)-methylation.